AUGCAGCCGGCUUUACCUUUACGGUCACCCGUCCCGUCCCGCAGUCUGCUUCGCUUCCUGAAAUCCCAAUCCGAUGCCGCUUUCUUGGCCCACGGCAGCGCGAAUGCCUCUUUAGCCACCGGCGCGCGAGCCUGUAGACGAGGUCGUAUAUCAGGCAGCUUGAAUGUCGGGGGCUCCAGAUCACUCAACAUCUUAAGUUGCCAACGCCGUGCGGUUACUGGCCUCUCGCCGGGAGCUAACCCCGUCCGACGUGGACUGGGACUGCCAGCAAAGUCGACCAAGCUUGGAUUUUGCACCACAGCCACUGGGCGUAAGCUAUUCGAAUCGAAGCCAGGCAACGAACCUACAUGGCAGGAGAGGCUUUGGGGAACGAGUGCCAAGAAGGGGGCUAAACUACUGAAGCCAGACGACCUGCCAGGAGGUCAUGACGAGUAUGAACACGGCUCGUCCAUGUUUACCAGUCGCCGGGCUCUGGCAGCCAAAGCCGCUUUAGAGCCCCGGCUGCGAUGCACAGAAGUGGAUGAAAAUGGCAAGGUUAUUCUAGUGGACGGGGAGUUUAAAAAGACGGAGCUGAUUGCAAAGUUUGGACUUAACCCUCGAGAUCUACGGAAAAUCGACUCGUCCAACUUACCGCACAUUCUUAUCCGCCCCUCUGCGAUUCUCCUCAACCUGCUGCACUUAAAGGUGCUGAUCAAGCACGACCGCGUUCUGCUCUUUGAUGUAUACGGCUCAAAGACGUCGUAUCCUCAAUCUGCAUUUAUGUACGAUUUACAGGGAAAACUACAGCAAAAGACGACACAGGGUUCUAAUGGCCUGCCGUACGAGUUCCGUGCCCUCGAAGCCGUCCUGACGUCUGUGACGUCGGAAAUGGAAGCCGAUUUUGAGGCGGUGCGCGAACCAGUUAUGCGCAUCUUGAGCGAGCUGGAAGACGAUAUCGACCGAGAUAAGCUGCGAAUUCUGCUCAUCCUGUCCAAAAGAGUGAGCACGUUUGAGCAAAAGGCCAAACUUGUUCGAGACGCAAUCGAAGAACUUCUCGAGGCGGACGAUGAUCUGGCCGCCAUGUAUUUGACAGAAAAGACGCACGACCUAUACAGAGGAUUGGACGACCACACCGAAGUAGAAAUGCUACUAGAGUCGUAUCACAAACUCACCGACGAAAUUGUACAAGAGGCGGGCAACCUGGUGUCUGGAAUCAGGAACACGGAGGAAAUUGUCCGUGCCAUUCUCGACGCCAACCGAAAUGCCCUUAUGCUUUUGGAUCUCAAAUUCAGCGUCGGCACACUUGGACUCGCCAUGGGCACGUUCCUCGCUGGCUUGUACGGCAUGAACUUGGAGAACUUUAUCGAGGACACAAACUGGGGCUUCGGCGCCGUAACGGGCAUAUCUAGCGUCGCCUCCAUCCUCGUCUGCUGGUACGGCCUCAUCAAGCUACGCAAGGUGCAGCGCAUCAAGAUGAUGCGCAACGAGCGGCCACACGUCCCGCGGAGCAACCAGUACCCCUAUCAGUACCAGUACGGCGACGAUAGCGCGCUCGGUCUCCUCGACUCUAGGAACAGAGAGAUGCUGCGUCGUGCGCAUAUGCAAAAGGCUAUGGCAGCGCGGCGGACCUGGCUUACAUUUUGGAAGGCUUAG
Molecule: messenger RNA, 1632 nt
Organism: Pochonia chlamydosporia 170
Lineage: Eukaryota; Fungi; Ascomycota; Sordariomycetes; Hypocreales; Clavicipitaceae
Product: inner membrane magnesium transporter MRS2
Exons: 3
Coding region: 1-1632 (543 amino acids)
Biological process (GO): mitochondrial magnesium ion transmembrane transport
Cellular component (GO): mitochondrial inner membrane
Molecular function (GO): magnesium ion transmembrane transporter activity
Source: RefSeq, a predicted model, not a curated record